Messenger RNA from Closterium sp. NIES-67, 1328 nucleotides. The record is from the annotation of a GenBank genome assembly. NCBI's taxonomy places the organism in Eukaryota, Viridiplantae, Streptophyta, Zygnematophyceae, Desmidiales, Closteriaceae.
CAGGAGAGAUUGCGGGUGUGGGUGCCUUGUCCGUCAGGACAGGAGGCGACCAGAAUUACAGUUAGUAACGGACAGGACGCUCGAUAGCACCUUUCUAUCACAGGGUCCCUGGAGAACCAGGAGGAUCUCGCCGAACCGCGCCGGCAGCAGUUACCCUCGACGCUUUCGUUCUGUCUGUCCAGACGGGACGCUCAAUUGUUCCGUACGGCUGAUCGUUCCCCGCCGCCUCCCCUUCUUGCCGCCACACCGCCUCCCGUCAUCGCAUCGCUCUGUCGCAUUCAUCUGCGUUCGCCACCUCUCCAUCCUCCCAGUAUCCUCGCGUUCCCGCCGCUUCUUCUCCCAUCCCGCUGUCUCGUCGCAUCUCCUCCCUGUCAUCGCACGCGCGCGCCCAUCGACUCUCUCUCCGCGGCAACCCUAAUUCCUUUUUGCUGCGCGUGAUCGUUUAUCAGUGCCUCCGUGCGACCCUCGUCGCAACCGCCCUCCUCCCCUCCUCCUCCCCUCGCUCCGUUCCAUCCCUAACGCUUCUCCUAGCUCGCCGCAACUCACGCCACGAUCGACGCCGCGAUCGCAUUGGCGAGGGGCCGGCGCGCGGACGCGGAGAUGCCGGCGUACGAGGUGCUGGUGAUGGCGAAGGCGGCGGUGCAGCGGGGGGAGCUGGUGGACGUGGUGCGCGGGCUGGCGCAACGCGUCAUCAAGGACGGCGGCGUGGUGAUGGCAGUGAAGUCGUAUGGCACUGUGCGCCUGGCGUAUGACGUCAAGAAGAGGGACGGCUGGCACCAGCAGGGCCAGGUGGUGCAGGUGGAGGUGAACGCGCCGGCAUCGCUAGCACAGCAGCUGGAGCACCUUAACAAGGACGAGCGCCUGCUGCGCUGGCUGCUGCUCAAGCGCCGCCCCAAGCGCUGGAUGACGUGGCGGGGGGAGGCCAUGCAGAGUGCCACCAUGCCCCCCCCCAGGCCAUGUGGCCCCCGCCCGCUCUGCCUGGUGCUGCUGCCGGGUUUGGUGCUCGGGUCCCUGCUAAUGCUGCUCUUGGUGGUGGUGGUGGUGGUGGUGGUGGUGUUGCUGCUCCUGCCGCCGAUUAUGCUCCUGGUUCUCGCAUGGCUAAUUGAGGAUUCAAUAACGUUGGACGUGAUGCCAAGAUUGUCUCUGGUUUAGAUUUUAUAUUCCAGGGGUUGAUGGGUUUGAAUAGUACUUUGUAUAUGUUGGCAAGUGAUUUGUAGGGGUGACAUGUGUCAAACAUGUGUAUUUGUCAUGUUUGUCUAGACUGUAUAGAGUCACCUCUUAGAGGAUACAAAACUUAGAUAUAUUUGUGUGUACUCUCACUUUACCAA